AUGGCUACCUUAAUAACUCAGCUAAUUUAUAUCACCACCACAGUCGUAAACUACAGUCAUUCAGAUUCAAUAGAACAAGAAGCAGCAAGCGAAAUUCCGGAAAAUAGGCCACCUCCAGAAUGGCCUUCUGCCGGUGCUAUCGAGUUCAAAGACCUUUCCAUGCGGUAUCGACCCGACCUCCCCAAUGUUCUUCGUAAUAUUUCCCUGUCUAUCAAUGGUAGAGAAAAGAUUGGAAUAGUCGGAAGAACGGGAGCUGGUAAAUCCUCGAUAACAUUGGCCUUGCUUCGCAUCGUCGAGUUCGCGGGGACCAUUACAAUUGAUGGGGUGGAUAUUUCAACGAUCGGAUUAAAGGAUCUGCGAACCAAAGUCGCCAUCAUUCCUCAAGAUCCCACAAUCUUUAGCGGUACUGUCCGAACCGCUCUUGACCCGUUCUCUCGCUAUGACGAUGCACGACUUUGGGACGCUCUUCGUCGUUCUUUCCUUGUUGAGGGGUCAUCUACCGAUCGGAUCACGCUGGACACACUGAUUGAGGUGGGAGGCUCCAAUCUCAGCGUAGGCCAGAGAUCUUUGCUUAGCCUUGCUCGGGCGUUGGUUCGAGACAAUCAAGUGGUGAUAUUGGAUGAAGCUACCGCCUCUGUUGAUCUGGAGACAGAUAAGAAGAUUCAAUAUACAAUCCAAACCGAAUUCAAGGGCAAAACACUCAUUUGUAUAGCUCACCGUCUCAGAACGAUAUUGACCUAUGAUCGCAUCCUGGUGCUGGAUGGUGGAAACAUAGCGGAAUUUGAUACACCACUAGCUUUAUACCGAAACAACAAGGGAGCCUUCAGAAGUCUCUGCGAGAAGAGCAACAUCACGGAAAGCGACUUCGGAACUUAG
Cyclocybe aegerita is the source of this 876-nucleotide messenger RNA. The record is from the annotation of a GenBank genome assembly. Lineage: Eukaryota; Fungi; Basidiomycota; Agaricomycetes; Agaricales; Hemipholiotaceae.